AUGUCUUUACUGAGCUCAAUACUCUACUUCCGGCUGUUGCCGAGUACUAAAGCGCCGCUCUCUGGGGACUUGGCGGCUCUGGCACCCGAGUUUGCCUAUCGGCGCUUCCGCGAAACCAAAUGCUCCGUUUACUGGAUUCACGCAGACGACGAAGCCACAUUCGUGCACGACUAUGAAGCGCUUGCAAGAAGAGCUGGUCUUGCAGACACGCUUCAAGGCAAGGAUUUACUCAGGGCUGUACGCGAGUGGAUAGAAGAACAGCCCUGUUGGCUUCUAGUCGUCGAUAAUGCUGACAACCUCGACCUGUUUGGCGUAGGUGAUGCUACGGCAUCUGUACAACGCACGCAAAAGCUGAAAGUGGAGACCUGUUUGGACGACUACAUACCCCGAGCUCCCUUUGGCACCGUGCUUUGGACGAGCCGCGACAAAAAGAUCGUGGGAAGUCUCGUUGGAGCCCGUCGGGGAGUACCAGUUGGCCGCAUGACUAUCGAUGAAGCCACAGCGCUCUUCGAAGUUUCACGAAAUGAAAACGCCAGCGACGACGAAAGAGCAGCUGUAUCUGAGCUUUUGAUACAACUGGACCGACUCGCUCUUGCUGUAUCGCAAGCCGCUGCAUAUAUCCGCAGAGCAUCAACGCCAGUGGCGGAGUAUCGAUCGAGACUCAAGGAAGGGAAGAAGAGGUGGAAAAUCCUGAAGAAAUCCGAACACGACCGAUACCGAAGACGCGAAGCCCCAAACAGCAUCCUCGAAACAUGGACCAUCUCGAUGGACCACUUAAAGCAGGAAAAUCUCCUGGCUUAUAAGCUCCUACUCACCCUUGUCUAUGUCCACAACCAAAAUAUCCCGGAAGCAUUGGUUAGAGCGGUAGCAAAAGCUGGUAAUGACGCAAGGGAAAAGAGCAUGAAUAGUUCGAAUUCAGUCACGGGAAGCGAGAGUGGAUCGGAUGACGAUAGCGAUGCUCUCACUAAUGCAGUGGUUCGCCUGAGGGAGUUUUCGUUCCUGACUAUGCGGAAGCAUCAGUCAGUUGGGCCGACAUACGAGAUGCACAAGCUCGUUCAGGAUGCAGCUCGGUAUAGCAUGAGCCAGGAAUUACGAAAACAGGAGGCCGCGCAUUUCUCCAAGACAGCACUGAUUCUUCUGUCGGACCUCUUCCCACUGCAUAGUUGGAAAGGAUGGGAGCAGACCGAAUUGUGGUUACCGUAUGCGUUGCAGAGCAGUGAGUGGGCUGAAGCUUGUAACGCGGGUGCCGACAAUAAAAUUGCAAGCCUCCUCAGUCGAGUCUCGGUCUACCUCUUCGAACGUGGCCGAUUGAACGAGAACGAGUCGGUACAGAAGAGGGUAUACUCACUGCAACUGAGUAUCCUUGGCAAGAAGCACUCAGCUACUAUUAGCAGCCUGGCUUCGCUCGCAUCAACACAUCAUGCCCAGGGUAGGUACAACGAGGCGGAGAAGACACAGAAAGAAGUGUUGCAACUGAGUCGGAAGAUUUUCGGUGAAAAUCACCCUACUACCCUGAGGAUUUUUGCUCAGCUCACAGUAAGACACUAUGGUCAUAAGAGGACUGCUAGAACAAAAAAGUUCGAGGAAGCGGUACUGCAGUUGAGCCGGGAGAGGUUUGGCAACAGGAAUACCGACACUAUGGGCAGAAUGGGGGAACUCGCGUCAACAUAUUUCGCCCAGGGAAGGUACGACCAGGCUGAGAAGCUCCAGUUGAAAGUACUAUACUUGCAUCAGAAAGUUCUCGGUAGGACACAUCCCAAUGCGGUUAGCUGUAUGGCUUCUCUUGCAUCAACAUACGACAACCUGGGGUAA
Molecule: messenger RNA, 1812 nt
Organism: Colletotrichum navitas
Lineage: Eukaryota; Fungi; Ascomycota; Sordariomycetes; Glomerellales; Glomerellaceae
Exons: 2
Coding region: 1-1812 (603 amino acids)
Molecular function (GO): protein binding
Source: RefSeq, a predicted model, not a curated record